GCGCUAUCUCCUUCCGAGAAGCGCCUCUUUGCUUCUCUUCAUGGCGAGGAAGCUCAGGCACUUCAGCUGGAAUAGCUGGAGCUACUACGAGCUAAUGCCGAGAUGGCUGAUCUGAAAAAGGAGAUCGAAGCUGUGUCGAUUGAAGCGGACAGGCAGGAGAGCGCAGUGUUGCAGCAGUUGAUUCUCUGGGAUAUAAUGUCUUUGACUGAUCCAGGGAGAGAACCCAACGAUGAUUAUCCAACGCUUACUAGGCUCCAGGACGAAGUUCGCUACUCGGAUGAGAUCUAUCGUCUUCUCUUUAAGAAAGGGAGCCUCUUCCAAGGUGACGGUCUACAAGAUCUAACGAAAGAGUGCCGGAUUCUCCUGGUCAGUUUUGUCCGCCAGGUGCUUGACUUGAUAGAAGAGCACCAUGCAAAGAUACGUGCCAAAGCACCACGGUUCUCAUUUAACGUGGAUUCGAGCAUUUACGAAGACAUGUUCUACGUCAAAGCUCCUGUCCUUGAUGACGAACAAGCAACACUGGAGUUGCUUGCUCGAGCCUCCAAAUCCGACGACGACAGCGACGAGGAGCAUGAGACAGAAGAAGAGUUUCACCGAAGAUUCACAGUUGUCCAACCUCGAGCCUCAGUGGACUCGUUAGGAAGAAGAUCAUCCCGGAGACAGUCGGCCAUAGCCAUACCACCGCAAACAUCACGAAAAUCUUCAGGAGGAGGAUCAGCGAAGCAGCAGCAGCAGCAAGGUGGUCCGAGGCCAAAGCUCUUUCCGGAGCAGCAGCGACCGUAUCAGCUGACAAGAAGUCCUUCUCGAGGCUGGCAAGUUACUCCCGCGGGUGGUGGCUCUCCGUUGAGCUUGGCUCCAGUUCUAAGGAAAAGAACUCACUUCUACGAGAAUCCAAACAUGCUGGGAUCUGUGGUCACUGGAAGAACAAUCGCUGAUGUGGUGGAGGAAGGCGAUGCUGCUACAGCUACUGCUGCUGCUGCUGCUGGGGAUCAAUCGACUAGCAUUGAGUCGAUGCGCCAACGAGUCCAGAAAGUGGAUCCGAUCUUUACUUCACACUUUGGACCCGAAACGAGGCCGCCGGCUUCUCACAUAAAACACGACGCCAACAGCACUCAGCUAGUUCCAACGUCGGCUCCAGAGCUUCCACCUGGUUUCAAUCCUCCAUACAGCCGGCCCAACGUUUUAGCUUACGUCAAAGGGACUAUUCCUCGAGCCAAGUCUGUGAGGCCUUUGAGACCGUCGGAAGCAGCAGCUUUGGCAGCAGCAGCCGCAGGAACUUCGUCGGCGCCAGGCAAGCAGAGUGUUACUCCUCCUCGAAGCAGGCCAAACACUCCAGAUGUCGCGGCUAGUAGUAGCAGCAGCACAGCAGUGGCAGCAACUACGGGAGCUCCGGCAGCAACACCACCAAAGAUCUCCGAGCGUCGUUCGAUAUCCAUAGCUCCUCAAGUCGUGGAAGUCAGUGAGAAGGCUCCAAAACCAGCGGACGCUAAGCCUCGGCCCACUGUGAAGUUUGGACCGGAUAGCAAUCUAGGAGAAGUAGCAUCAGCGGCAGCUUCCCCUCCUCGGGCAUCUCCACCUCGGUCUCGUCCGGUGGUGAAGUUUGCUGACGAAGGUGACAGCGUGAUAACCAUCACCGGUCCCGGACUUGUUGGACGAGCUUCGUUCAUCGGGAUUGAACCAGAAGCGCUCGAGGCUGGGCCAUCUUACGGACGGAUACGAGACUUCCCAGUGGUGGUUCCGUCGAUCUUAAACUCGGACGUUGGUCUCGUGUUCCCCGAGAACACCGACCUUUUCAAUGCUCCACAAGACAACGAAGACGAAGAGGAAGGCAGUUAGAACCGAAGUUUUGGGCAUGAAAUACGGAUAGACGAAAUCAGAACUGCUUAUUCCUCUUGAGCUCCUCUAGCAGCACAGGAGUUACGUUGAUUUUGUUUGACUUUCUUUGACUUUGAUUGACGGUUACAAUCCAAGGGUAUAUUAUUAAUUUA
Molecule: messenger RNA, 1988 nt
Organism: Selaginella moellendorffii
Lineage: Eukaryota; Viridiplantae; Streptophyta; Lycopodiopsida; Selaginellales; Selaginellaceae
Exons: 5
Coding region: 103-1836 (577 amino acids)
Source: RefSeq, a predicted model, not a curated record